This is a messenger RNA of Thunnus maccoyii (southern bluefin tuna), 1933 nucleotides long. It is a transcript of the gene pvalb6, whose product is annotated as parvalbumin 6. Gene Ontology annotation, molecular function: calcium ion binding. The transcript has 5 exons. NCBI's taxonomy places the organism in Eukaryota, Metazoa, Chordata, Actinopteri, Scombriformes, Scombridae. The record is from RefSeq and is a predicted model, not a curated record. The coding region runs from base 261 to 590 and encodes 109 amino acids. Gene Ontology annotation, cellular component: nucleus; cytoplasm.
GAGCACCCUCCUCCUCCUCCUCUUGGAUCGCGCAGCCGUCCGUUCUUGUCCACUUUCUCUUUCUCUCUCUUCAUACCUCUCACUCUCUCUGCUGUCUCUCACUGUCUUUGCUUCUCUCAUCUUUUAUCUCUUUCUCUCUCUUCCUUCUCUGUCUGCCCUCCACUUUGGCUGCCAGAAGCUCACAGGCUCGCUGCUCUUCCUUCAACCACUGAGGUUUCAGAAGCACACGGGACGAAGACUCUAUCAGUGGAGCAGCCAAGAUGUCAAUGACCAGCAUCCUCAACGCUGAUGACAUCAAGAAAGCUCUGGAUGCAUUUGCAGUUGCUGACUCUUUUGAUCAUAGGAAGUUUUUUGAGAUGAUCGGUCUGAAGGCCAAGUCUUCUGAUGAUGUGAAGAAGGUCUUCACGGUGCUGGACGCCGACAACAGCGGCUUCAUAGAGGAGGAGGAGCUCAAAUUCGUCCUGAAGGGUUUUGCCAAAGAUGGCAGGGACCUGACAGACAAAGAAACCAAAGCAUUUUUAAAAGCAGCCGACAAGGAUGGAGAUGGCAAGAUUGGAAUCGAUGAGUUCGCCGCCCUUGUGAAAGAAUGAACAGUCACCUAUCAUGGCUGACUAGCGCUCCAAGAUCACCUCCUAACCCCCGCCACAUCCUGACACCCACUGACCCCACUUCCUACCCAGCACCUACACCUCACCACCCCACCCAAACUCCCAGCCCACCAGACUGCAGCCGAUUCCUGCCACACACACACACACACACACACACACACGCACACUCCUCUUCCUCAACCUCUCCCCCACUGCUCUCUUCACUAAGCACAAUGCUGCACUGAAGUACGCUGUGGUUUGCAGCCCUAAAUGCUCCAAUACCUUCACACGCACACAUCUCCCCAUCAAAUGCCCCCACAGCUACACUCAUCCUAUUUAUUUUAUCCUUUUUAUACAAACUGUUCUUGUCUCUGUUUAUGUAUAGAUAUAAAACAUGCCUGCAGGAAUAAACCUCACAUUUUAAAGCAUAAAGUAGAUAUGUAAAGAAAACUGAGAUUAUAAGAGAAAGACCCUCAUUUCCUUCUACGUUUCUGACGUCCCCCUCUUUCUUUUCGUUUUCAUCACUUCCCCUCUGUACCUGUUUCUGUUUUUCUCUUCUUUAUUGAUUCCCCUUCUGGCACUGUUCCCCUCUUGCAUUCCUUUCCCUCCAAUCCACCCCUCUCACACCACCACCCCAUCCAUCCUUACAUCCAUCUAUUCAUCCCUCUUUCCUCUGGUAAUGAGCUGUUGUAAAACAUACCAAAAGAAGAAAGAAGUCAAGCUGUGAAAGAAUAAAAUAAAGUGAUAAGAAAACAAAGCCUCGACAACUGUGACUCACUAAGACCCUUCUCUUAAUUCCUUGCUUUGAUGAGACUCUCUUAUCUGAUUUUUUUCCUUCUUUCCCUCUUUCUCUGUUUCGCUGUCACUUUUACUCUUAUCAGGUGAAAAAUAGCUUGACAGCAACCUAAUAAUGUAUAAAGAAGUGUUCCUUGAAAAGCUUUUUGUCUUUAUGGAGGUCAUAAUGAUCCCUCAGUGUCAUUUGUUAGUAUUCAUUAGCACUGUCUGUUUCAUCUCAGCAGUGACAGAAGAAGAAGAAACUGCAUUAAAACAAACUCGGUGCAAUUAUCCAGCGUUUGCUUCGCGUUCCAUAUUACAUAUGAAUAUGAAAAGGGAGGAGGAAGCCGUAUUAUUCCACUUGCCAAACAGUCUUUAUUCAGAUGUGCUGUGCCAGUUUAACAGAACCAUGCUGUAAAGCCAUUAGCAGAAUUGGAUUCAUACUGAGGUUCAAUUUGGGUUAAGUAUCCCCAGCGGAAGACCCAGCGGAGAACAGGCAACGCGGGAUUGCUGAUUUUCUUUAGUAGGCCAUUAUACCGCCUGAGCAAAUAAACACAGAUCUCAAACUUGGA